AUGACGACAAACACCUCUCACACAGCCUACAUAAAGAAGUGCCUCACCCUAGCCGAAAAAUCACCACCACGCCCAACAAAUUUCCGAGUCGGCGCCCUCCUCCUCUCCCGCAAAGACAACGACCCAACCUUCUCAGACGACCGCAUCCUCUCAACGGGGUACACAAUGGAACUAGCAGGCAACACACACGCCGAGCAAUGCUGUUUCUCAAACUACGCAGCCGUACACAAUGUGCCAGAUGACCAAGUCAGCACAGUCCUCCCCGCUGAGCCAGGCCGCAUGCUCAUCAUGUAUGUAACGAUGGAGCCGUGCGGGAAACGGCUGUCUGGGAAUGUGCCGUGUGCGCAGCGCAUUGCGCGGACGACGGAGGGGGGUAGAGAGGGGGUUCAUAAGGUUUAUUUUGGGGUCAAGGAGCCUGAGACUUUUGUGGGUGAGUCUGAGGGGUGUAGGAUGUUGACUGAGGCGGGGAUUGAGUGGGAGCAUGUUUCUGGGUUGGAAAGGGAGAUUUUAACCGUUGCUACUGCUGGUCAUGAGAAUGGCGAGGAGGAGGUUCGGGCUACUCUUGGUGAGAAGGGGACUGAUAUUGAUGAUAUUAGUCCCGAGGAGAGGAGGAGGCAGGAGGAGGCUCCGAGGAAUCCGAAGAAGAGGAUGAUGGAAGGGGAGAUUUCUCUCUAUUGA
This is a messenger RNA of Penicillium canescens, 678 nucleotides long. RefSeq names its product putative DRAP deaminase. The record is from RefSeq and is a predicted model, not a curated record. The transcript has a single exon. NCBI's taxonomy places the organism in Eukaryota, Fungi, Ascomycota, Eurotiomycetes, Eurotiales, Aspergillaceae. Gene Ontology annotation, molecular function: catalytic activity. The coding region runs from base 1 to 678 and encodes 225 amino acids.